AUUACCAAUUACGCUUCUGUUUUGUGGGGCAGUCGGGUUAGUGGUUGCAUACUCCGGACCUGAUCUACCACCUGGCCCAUACUGCGGCCGCACUGGAGAGUGCUGUCAAGACAGGCAGGAUAGCUGCUCACAUAGAAUUCUAGAUAGCAAAUGUUACUGCGACCAGUUCUGCAACAGGACACAGGGCCACGAUGACUGUUGCCCUGACUAUCCACAAGUCUGCCUUGGAGUCACUCCAGCCCCUGCGCCCAAUACCAUGGGCUGCAGAUACGGACGCAAGAUCUAUGUCCCUGGAGACACCGUGAACCAAGACUGUCAUGUUUGUGAAUGCACGGAGGUCCCUGAAGGUGGAAGCGAAUGGAAGUGUGACCAGGAUCCUUGUCUGAUGAGCGACGAGGUGCUGAGGAACGUGAGAGAAGCUGGCCUGUCCUGGAGAGCUGCCAACUACAGCCAGUUUCAGGGCAAGAAACUUAAAGAUGGACUUAUUUAUAAGCUUGGAACCCUACCGCUGAGCCGUGAGACCGCCCGCUUGGGACCUAUCAUUUACGACAAGGACAUUCCCUACCCACCUCAGUUUGAUGCCAGGCAGCACUGGAAGAACUACAUCUCCCCCGUGGUAGACCAGGGCUGGUGUGGGUCUGACUGGGCCGUGUCGCUGGCUACUAUUGCUUCUGAUAGAUUUGCGAUCCAGUCCAACGGAGCUGAGAAGGUGAUCCUGAGUCCUCAAACUCUACUGUCGUGCAACAACAAGCAGCAGCAGGAAUGCCGCGGUGGCAAUAUUGAUACCGCCUGGAUCUUCGCCAAGAACCAUGGCUUAGUCGACGAAGAGUGCUUCCCCUACAAGGCCAAGUUCACUCACUGCCCCUUCAAGAAGCGUGGUAACCUCCUCACCGACCGCUGCGUCCCCGUGGUCCCUCAGCGCACCUCCAGGUACAAGGUCGGACCUCCCGGCAGGCUGGUGAAGGAACGCGACAUCAUGUUCGAUAUCAUGCAGUCAGGACCUGUGCAAGCUGUCAUGACAGUCUACCAAGACUUCUUCCACUACCAGGAUGGUGUGUACCGCCGCUCUCACUUCGGUAACAAUGAGCUGAAGGGACUACACAGCGUCAGAAUCGUCGGCUGGGGCGAGGACAACCAAGACAAAUACUGGAUUGUCGCCAACAGUUGGGGCACAGCUUGGGGUGAAGACGGUUACUUCCGCAUCGCGAGAGGUGAAAACGAAUCAGGAAUCGAGUCGUUCGUCGUGACCGUUCUGAGUGACGUCACCGAGGCUUACCUGCGUAAAUAACAUCCGACCCAUCUGGUAACUCCUAUAUGUGUAACCACUAGAAUAGUGAACACUAAAUGGGGUAUCUUAUUAUUGAACAGUACUAAGAAAUUUGGUCAGCGAAGAUAAUUUUUUCUACCAUUUUUGGUAGUAUUUCUGAUUAAAUUUUGUGUAGAUUUUGAAAUAUCUGGUAGGUUUUUAAAUAAACAGUGUUUAAAUGCAGUAUUCUUCAGUGUGUAGAAUAAGGUAACGUUGACAUUAUUUUCGCUAAUCAAAAUCUUGUACUAAAAUUAUGUAAGACCGCGAUUAAAUUAUUUAGUGUACGAUCUCCGACCGAUUAGGUAUUAAGAGAUUAAUAUUAUAUUUUUUUAUAUAAUUAAUCUUAAAUAUUACAACUAUAGGCGUUGUCACUAUUGUAUUAACACAUAUCGAUUGUAAAAACGUAAGAAAAAAGUAUAAAGGAAUUGGUAGCAAAAUGAUAUUUUGCUUUGGCAACAUUGAAGGGUCAAAAUCCCCGUGGGGUUAGUGUUGUCACGUAAUUGACCUGCACUUAUUAAUACCAGCACAAAAAAUAAAACUAAUAAAAAAUCCAAAAAAAUAUUGCUUUUAUUUUCAUAUUGCAUAUUAUAUUUAUUGUACAGUACUUCAUUUUUUGUGAAUCUUUACUGCCAUUUUAAAGUGGUUAAUAUAUAAGUUACUUAAAGAAAUCUAACUAGUCUUAGGCACAUUUAAACUUUAGAAUAAGUUGAACAUCUCAAUAUAUGCUUAUAGACAAUAACUGUUAGAGUAGCGAUAACGAUUAUUUUAAAUAGCAGUUUUUAUAUUUACGUUAAUUUUAAUUUUAGAGCGUGGAUAUGGGAGGAAUGUAACUGAGUUGUCAUAGUAAGAAGUAAUUAUUGAAAUAUUAUACAUGUUUUUACAUCUUAUUGGGUCUUAUAUAAUCGUCUGCUGAUGUCAAUGUAUUAUGAAAUAGUUUUUUUUUAAGAAAAGACACCAUUUAAAACAAUUUUCUUUUAUAUCCACGCUUUAGGAAUGUUAGUUAUAAGGAACAAUAGAAAAUUACAUAGUAAGUUUUUAAUAGUUUUACAGUGCACCAAAAUGUCUACUAUAUAGCCAGAUUUUAAAGCUGCUAAGGGCUAGACAGACUGUGUUAUUUCACAAAUUGUGACUUUGUAUCAACCAAUUAUAUGCUCUUUUUCUUUGACUAUGCCAAAGC
Messenger RNA from Spodoptera litura, 2483 nucleotides. RefSeq names its product Secreted Wg-interacting molecule (gene Swim). The record is from RefSeq and is a predicted model, not a curated record. NCBI's taxonomy places the organism in Eukaryota, Metazoa, Arthropoda, Insecta, Lepidoptera, Noctuidae. Gene Ontology annotation, biological process: proteolysis. Gene Ontology annotation, molecular function: cysteine-type peptidase activity.